AUGGCUACGACGACGUUCUACACGAAACAAAGGUGCAACUGGAUAGAAGGAAGAGAUGCAAAAGUUGAUGAGGUUAUGCGAGAAUGGAUGCAUAAAUUCUGCACACUCCAAGAUGUCAAGAUUUGUGUUUCCACAUUCAACGUUAACGGAAAAAGCCCUCAGUCCGUAUUCCCUACAUGGUUCUCACAGAAUAAAGAGGAUAUUGCUGAGUUCUAUGCUGUCGGCCUUCAAGAAAUGGAUCUGUCUGUUGGAACCUAUAUAAUCGACAAUACAAAGAAAAUGGAAGGUUGGGUCGAUGCAAUCCAUUGUUCUUUACCAGGAGGACGAACUCAUUUCAAUGUGGUCGGUUCGAUGCGACUCGUUGGAAUUUUCGUUAUCGUUUUUCAAGCCGCACAUAGCAAAGUUCGAGUUAGUGAUGUGAAUGUGAAAUACGUAGCAACUGGUAUAUCGGUGCUUGUCAACAAAUUGGGCAACAAAGGAGGAACCGCUAUUUCAAUGAAGAUGAAUGAUACAUGGGUGUGCUUUGUGAAUGCUCAUUUUGCGGCUGGAAACAAUGAGCUGGAACGGAGAAACCAAGAUUUUCGAGAUAUUUAUAAUGGUGUUGUUUUUUAUCCAAGAAGUCAACAAGACGGGUUGAGAGACCGACCUCUUGAAGUACCUGUUAUGUGUCUCUAUGAUCACGAUGUUGUUUUCUGGUUUGGAGAUUUAAAUUAUCGACUGAAUACGGAUAUAUACGGAAUAUCAAAUGAUGAAGUGCGACGGAUAGCUUCUAGCGAAAAGUUUGGAGAUUUGUUCCAAUAUUGUCAGCUUCAAGAGCAGAUGGCACGUGGCACAGUCUUCAAAGACUUUCAAGAACCAAAAGUCUUACCAUUCCGGCCAACAUACAAGUACGAUUGUGGUACUAACACGUGGGAUACUAGUGAGAAAGGAAGAGUUCCUGCAUGGACAGAUCGUAUUCUGACAUACAAAAAGUAUCCACAAGUUGGAUUGGAAUUGAUACGGCCUAUGGAAAGUGUUGAAACUAUCACCAUUUCGGAUCACAAGCCUGUUCGAGCUUUGUUCAAUUUGAAAGUAAAAAAGAUCAAUGAAAGCGGGGCGAACAGCGUUUACGAAGAAGCGAUACGAGAAUCGGAUCGACGAGCGAAUGAAGAGUUGCCACAGGUUCAAUUGAGUCUCAACGAAGUUGAUUUCGGUAUCGUAAACUAUCUGGAACCAAAAACGCGCAGUGUUAUUGUACAAAACGUCGGAAAGUCAAAGGUGCGGUUCUCAUUCAAAGUCCGUCCGAAUGCACAGAACAAUCAAGAAAUUUGCGAGAAAUGGCUGAUGGUGACGCCUACUCACUACCAAAUACCUCAAGGUUCUUCUAUGGAGAUCAGUUUGACAGUUUCGAUAAGCACUGAUAUUGUUCGACGAAUCCAAGAUAUUUUACGAAAUGGACAACUCCAAGAAAUUCUCGUUUUACAUCUUGAGAAUGGACGCGAUUAUUUCAUACCUGUUACUGCUGUCUACAACAAUUCAUGCUUUGGAAGUACUUUAGAAAAGCUUUUAUCAGCAAGACCCAAGAAAGAAGUUAAUUUAAUUGAUUUUGAUGACUUGGAGAGUUCUUUAUCGGAUAAUUGUCCUCCGAAUGUUCCUCGUGUCAUUUAUCGACUGGUGAUGGCUCUCAGAGCUCGUGGUGCAGUGCAACUGAAUAUAGAAGAAGAACAAGAUAACGAAGUGUUUAAUCGAAUUCGCCAAGCUCUUGAAACUGGACACCCUGACGACAUGAGUCAAAUAGCAUCUUCUUAUAUGUUGUACAGUGCAUUAAUACGACUUCUCGAUUCUCUAGAUGAGCCAAUUAUUUUAGAAGGAAUGUUCAAGAUAAUACACAAAGAGAUGAUACGAUACAGAACGGAUGCUAGGCAACUGUGGACUGUGGUUCGAUCAAGUCUUCCGAAGCCAAAUCAAGCAGUUUUAGAACUUAUUUGUCUUAUGCUCCGCGAGUUUUUCAGCCAGAAAUACGAACUCAGAGAUCAACUAUCCCUUUGGGGAACCGUGAUGUUCCGACAUGAUAUUACCGAAGAAAAAACGCACGGAAUGUUUGCUACAGUUCUGCAGACGAUGUGCGACUAUGCAGCUGACGUUGCUCUUGGAUGA
Caenorhabditis briggsae is the source of this 2136-nucleotide messenger RNA. RefSeq names its product Protein CBR-OCRL-1 (gene Cbr-ocrl-1). Gene Ontology annotation, biological process: phosphatidylinositol dephosphorylation; signal transduction. Gene Ontology annotation, molecular function: phosphatidylinositol-4,5-bisphosphate 5-phosphatase activity. Gene Ontology annotation, cellular component: membrane. The transcript has 14 exons. NCBI's taxonomy places the organism in Eukaryota, Metazoa, Nematoda, Chromadorea, Rhabditida, Rhabditidae. The record is from RefSeq and is a predicted model, not a curated record. Bases 1 to 2136 code for a protein of 711 amino acids.